This is a messenger RNA of Brassica oleracea var. oleracea, 6648 nucleotides long. RefSeq names its product calpain-type cysteine protease DEK1-like. Gene Ontology annotation, biological process: proteolysis. Gene Ontology annotation, molecular function: calcium-dependent cysteine-type endopeptidase activity. Gene Ontology annotation, cellular component: cytoplasm. The record is from RefSeq and is a predicted model, not a curated record. Lineage: Eukaryota; Viridiplantae; Streptophyta; Magnoliopsida; Brassicales; Brassicaceae.
CCUUGUCCUUUACCCAAGAUGUCUCCUUUUGCUUAAAGGUCUCAACUUUCCUAAGCGAUCACUUGUGCUUCGACUUCACCGUCAUGCCACUGCACAGGUGAAAGAAGAAGCCAUGGAAGUCUUGAUGGCUUGUGUAAUUUCGGGUACCCUCUUCACUGUUUUCGGUUCCGGUUCGUUUUGGAUACUGUGGGCAGUGAAUUGGCGGCUUUACAGCUGGAUCUUUGCUAGAAAAUGGCUGCAAGGUCCUCAGCUGGAUGCACUGUCUGGUUUUCUAUCUCUCGUUGCUUGGAUUGUGGUGGUGUCCCCUAUUGCAAUUUUGGUUGGUUGGGGUUGUUGGCUGAUUGUUAUAUUGGAUCGACAUAUCAUUGGACUUGCGAUUAUAAUGGCUGGAACUGCCUUCUACUCCAUCAUGCUUUGGUGGAGGACACAGUGGCAAAGCUCAAGAGCUGUAGCUUUACUUCUCCUUCUCGCUGUUGCCUUACUCUGUGCGUAUGAACUUUGUGCUGUCUAUGUUACGGCUGGUGCGCAUGCGCCUCAGCAAUAUUCUCCUUCUGGUUUCUUUUUUGGUGUAUCCGCAAUUGCGUUGGCGAUUAACAUGCUCUUUAUCUGCCGCAUGGUCUUUAAUGGAGAUGUGGACGAAUAUGUAAGAAGGGCAUACAAAUUUGCUUAUUCAGAUUGUAUAGAGAUAGGCCUUGUAGCUUGUCUGCCAGAACCACCUGAUCCCAAUGAAUUGUUCCCCAGGCAAACCAGCAGGGCUUCACAUCUCGGCCUUCUGUACCUUGGAUCACUCAUAGUUCUCCUUGCCUACUCGGUGCUAUAUGGUUUCACAGCGAGGGAAUCACGUUGGCUUGGAGGCAUUACAUCAGCUGCUGUUAUUUAUAUAGACUGGAAUAUUGGGGCUUGCUUGUAUGGGUUUAAGCUUCUUCAAAACCGUGUUCUAGCACUUUUUGUCGCUGGCGCUUCUAGACUUUCCCUAAUAUGCUUUGGCAUACACUACUGGUACCAAGGGCAUUGUAUUAGUUACAUUUUUGUUGCAUCGGUUCUAUCAGGUGCUGUUGUUUCCCGUCAUCUAUUGAUAACAGACCCAUCAGCUGCAAGAAGAGAUGCCUUGCAGAGCACAGUGAUCCGCCUAAGAGAAGGGAGAAAAGAGCAGAAUGGUUCAUCAAGUUCUUCAGAUGGUUGUGGCUCAAGUAUUAAAAGAAGUGGUAGUAUCGAUGCAGGCCAUGCUGGUUGUACUGACGAAACUAAUCGUACCACUGACAAUCUAACUCGAACCGGCAGCUCUCAGGAGGAUAUCAAUAGUGACAAAAGUGUAGAAAGUGGAAGACCAAGCUUAGGUUCAUGUCGUUCAGUGGUCCAAGAGCCUGAAGCAGGAACGUCUUAUGAUCAGAAUAGCAAUAUGGUCGUUUGUUCAAGCAGUGGUCUUGAGAGCCAAGGCUAUGAGUCUAGCACAUCGAACUCUGCAAACCAGCAGAUUUUGGAUUUGAAUUUGGCUCUUGCUUUUCAGGAACAGUUAAACGGUCCUAGGAUAGCCUCGAUGCUUAAGAAGAAAGCAAAAGAAGGUGACCUUGAACUGACUAAUUUGUUGCAAAACAAGGGGCUGGACCCUGACUUUGCUGUGAUGUUGAAGGAGAAAAUGGAUCCAAGCAUAAUGGCAUUACUUCAGAGGGGUAGUUUAGAUGCAGACAGAGAUCACCGCAACAACACUGAUAUUACAAUCAUUGACUCAAACAGUGUUGACAAUGCUCUUCCAAAUCAGAUUUCUCUAUCAGAAGAACUGAGGCUCCGGGGCCUCGAAAAGUGGCUUAAGCUGUCCAGACUUGUUCUGCACCAUGUAGCGGGCACACCAGAGAGAGCAUGGGGCCUCUUCAGUCUUGUCUUUAUUCUUGAAACAAUCAUUGUGGCCAUUUUUCGUCCGAAGACCAUAACAAUUAUAAAUUCCAGUCAUCAGCAGUUUGAAUUUGGUUUCUCUGCUCUGUUGUCACCUGUUAUCUGUUCAAUAAUGGCUUUUCUUCGGUCGCUUCAAGUUGAGGAAAUGGCAUUGACAUCAAAAUCUCGCAAGUAUGGCUUUGUUGCCUGGAUGUUGAGCACAUCAGUUGGAUUAUCGCUUUCUUUCUUGAGUAAAUCUUCAGUACUUUUGGGAAUAUCCUUGACUAUGCCCCUCAUGGUAGCAUGCCUUUCUGUUGCUGUACCCAUAUGGAUGCAUAAUAGGUAUCAGUUUUGGUUUCCACAGUUAUGUGGGGAUCAGGCAAGAGAUCCACGGUUUCCGAGGAUGAAGGGGUUUAUUCUUUGGAUUUGUCUUGUGGUGUUUGCGGGAUCUGUGAUGGCUCUUGGUGCAAUCAUAUCUUCUAAACCUUUGGAUGAUUUGAAGUACAAGUUGUUUAGUGCCAAAGGAAAUAACUUCAUGUCACCAUAUACAUCUUCUGUAUACCUUGGUUGGGCGAUGGCUUCUGGAAUUGCCCUAGUAGUUACUGCUAUUCUGCCAAUAGUCUCAUGGUUUGCGACAUAUAGGUUCUCCCACUCUUCUGCUAUCUCUCUGGUGAUAUUCUCAGUUGUUCUCGUGGCGUUUUGUGGAACAUCGUAUUUGGAGGUUGUGAAAUCUAGAGAUGAUCGAUUGCCCACAAAGGGCGAUUUUCUUGCGGCCUUGCUUCCACUUGCAUGCAUUCCGUCGCUACUUUCACUGUGCUGUGGGAUGAUUAAAUGGAAAGACGAUUGUUGGAUACUAUCUCGAGGUGUAUAUGUUUUUGUUUCUAUAGGUCUUGUUCUUCUUUUUGGUGCGAUAGCAGCUGUGAUUAUUGUUAUCAGACCAUGGACGAUUGGCGUAUCUUUUCUCUUAGUUCUUCUCCUUAUAGUGGUAGCUAUUGGUGUUAUCCAUCUUUGGGCAUCAAACAAUUUCUAUUUAACCAGGAAACAGACAUCCUCUGUCUGCUUUCUGCCCUUUCUUUUGGGUUUGGUCGCAUUCCUUGUUGGGUGGUUUCAAGAUAAAGCAUUUGCUGGAGCAUCUGUUGGUUAUUUUACAUUCCUGUUUCUGCUGGCUGGAAGAGCAUUAGCUGUUCUUCUAUCCCCACCAAUAGUGGUAUAUUCUCCAAGGGUACUACCAGUGUAUGUCUACGAUGCUCAUGCGGAUUGUGGAAAGAAUGUCAGUGCUGCAUUUCUCGUCCUUUACGGAAUUGCAUUGGCAGCAGAAGGGUGGGGUGUUGUUGCUAGUCUGAUAGUAUAUCCUCCGUUUGCUGGUGCUGCUGUAUCAGCUAUCACCCUUGUUGUAUCAUUUGGGUUUGCUGUUUCUCGUCCGUGUUUGACUCUUGAGAUGAUGGAGGUCGCUGUACGUUUUCUUAGCAAGGAUACUGUAGUGCAAGCCAUCUCUCGAUCUGCCACUAAAACAAGAAAUGCUUUAUCCGGCUCCUAUUCAGCUCCCCAAAGGUCUGCCAGCUCUGCAGCUCUUCUGGUUGAGGACCCAUCUGCAAUGCGUGAUAAAGCAGGGAACUUUGUGCUUCCUAGAGAUGAUGUCAUGAAACUAAGGCAUCGUCUCAAGAAUGAAGAAAGAGUUGCUGGAUCGUUCUUCUACAGAAUGCAAUGCAGAAAAAGAUUGCGUCAUGAUCCACCGACAAAUGUGGAUUACAGAAGAGACAUGUGUGCCCAUGCUAAGGUUUUAGCACUGGAAGAGGCAAUUGAUACAGAAUGGGUGUACAUGUGGGACAAGUUUGGUGGUUAUUUAUUGCUUCUGUUAGGUUUGACAGCUAAGGCGGAGAGAGUUCAGGAUGAGGUGCGCUUACGACUCUUCUUAGAUAGCAUUGGGUUCUCUGACCUAAGUGCCAAAAAAAUCUGUAAAUGGAAGCCAGAAGAUAGAAGACACUUUGAAAUUAUCCAAGAGAGUUAUCUGAGAGAGAAAGAGAUGGAAGAGGAGAUCCUCAUGCAGAGACGUGAAGAAGAAGGGAGAGGUAAAGAAAGAAGGAAAGCUCUUUUGGAGAAGGAAGAGCGCAAAUGGAAGGAAAUUGAAGCUUCCCUUAUUCCAUCUAUCCCUAAUGCUGGUAGCAGAGAGGCAUCAGCUAUGGCAGCGGCUAUACGUGCUGUUGGGGGUGACUCUGUCCUUGAGGAUUCCUUUGCCAGAGAGAGAGUCUGCGGUAUUGCUCGUAGGAUCCGCACUGCUCAACUAGACCGACGUGCCCAACUGACUGGAAUUGCCGGGGCUGUUUGUGUUCUUGACGAUGAACCAAUGAUAAGUGGUAAACAUUGCGGCCAAAUGGAUGCAAGUGUCUGCCAGAGUCAGAAGAUUAGCUUUUCCAUUACAGCAAUGAUCCAACCCGAUUCCGGACCUGUAUGUCUUUUUGGCACUGAAUAUCAAAAGCAAGUAUGUUGGGAGAUUCUGGUUGCUGGUUCUGAGCAAGGAAUUGAAGCUGGCCUAGUUGGGCUUAGGUUGAUCACUAAAGGUGAGAAGCAGACAACCGUUGCCAGAGAGUGGUAUAUUGGUGCAACUAGCAUAACUGAUGGAAGAUGGCAUACAGUGACGAUAACUAUUGACGCUGAUGCUGGGGAGGCUACUUGUUACUUAGAUGGUGGGUUUGAUGGCUACCAGACUGGGUUACCUUUAAGUAUUGGUAAUGCCAUUUGGGAACAAGGCGCUGAAGUUUGGUUGGGUGUUAGGCCAACUAUUAGUGAUGGAGUUGAGUCAAAGAUGCAUAUAAUGGAUGUUUUCUUGGGGGGGAAAUGCUUAACUGAAGAUGAAGCCGCUUCUUUGCAUGCAGCCAUUGGCGUCGCUGACUUAGACAUGAUUGAUUUGGCUGAUGACAAUUGGCAAUGGACGGAUUCACCGCCCAGAGCUGAUGGUUGGGAUAGUGAUCCUGCCGAUGUUGAUCUCUAUGAUAGGGAUGAUGUUGAUUGGGAUGGACAGUGUUCCAGUGGGAGGAAAAGAAGAUCAGGUCGGGAUUUUGUACUUAGUGUCGAUUCGUUUGCUAGAAGAUACAGGAAAGGGCGUUUGGGAGAUUGUUGGUUUUUAAGCGCAGUUGCAGUUUUGACAGAGGUUUCACAAAUAUCUGAAGUGAUCAUUACUCCUGAAUACAACGAGGAAGGAAUCUACACUGUUCGCUUUUGUAUUCAGGGUGAGUGGGUUCCCGUUGUUAUCGAUGACUGGAUUCCAUGUGAAUCACCUGGUAAACCAGCCUUUGCUACUAGCAAAAGACUGAAUGAACUCUGGGUCUCCAUAGUGGAGAAAGCAUACGCCAAGCUCCAUGGUUCGUACGAGGCACUGGAGGGAGGACUGGUCCAGGACGCUCUUGUUGACCUAACUGGAGGUGCUGGUGAGGAUGCUCAAGCACAAAUCGAUCUUGCAAGUGGUAGAUUAUGGUCUCAACUGUUACGCUUUAAACAAGAGGGGUUCUUACUUGGUGCUGGAAGUCCAUCAGGAUCUGAUGUUCAUGUAUCUUCAAGUGGCAUUGUGCAAGGCCAUGCUUACUCCGUCUUACAGGUGAGAGAGGUCGAUGGGCACAGACUUGUUCAGAUCAGAAAUCCAUGGGCCAAUGAAGUUGAGUGGAAUGGUCCAUGGUCAGACUCAUCCCCGGAGCGGAGUGAUAGGAUGAAGCACAAGUUGAAGCAUGUUCUACAGUCAAACGAGGGUAUAUUCUGGAUGUCUUGGCAAGACUUCCAGAUUCAUUUCAGAUCUGUUUAUGUUUGUCGGGUAUACCCUCGAGAGAUGCGUUAUUCAGUCGAUGGCCAGUGGAGAAACUGCAGUGCCGGUGGCUGCCAAGACUAUAGCUCAUGGCAUCAAAAUCCGCAGUUCCUGCUGAGGGCUACUGGUUCUGAUGCAUCUCUGCCAAUUCAUGUUUUCAUCACCUUAACUCAGGUACAUACAUUCUCAAGGACAACACGUGGGUUUCGUAACUACCAAUCAAGCCAUGAUUCGCAGUUGUUCUAUAUUGGAAUGAGGAUUCUUAAAACUCGUGGCCAUCGUCCUUCGUACAACAUAUUUCUUCAUGAAUCUGUUGGAGGAACAGACUAUGUGAACUCCCGUGAGAUAUCAUGCGAGAUGGUUCUUGAUCCUGAUCCCAAGGGUUAUACUAUUGUCCCGACCACUAUACACCCAGGGGAAGAAGCACCUUUUGUUCUUUCAGUCUUCACGAGAGCCUCCGUUGUCCUUGAAGCUUUGUAGUUUCUUUUAUUGUAGGCAGAUGGCUCUCUGCUUCUUUGUCCUAAGUGCUUGUGUUGUUCAAGGAACCAGACAGUUCAUUUCUCAAUGGUAAAGACUUGUUUGCCCGCACAGCGCAACAAUAGAGGAGCAUCUGAUCUGAUAGCUGGCCAUUUUCUGGUGAAGCUUGGAGGUCUUUGAAAUGUCAUGUUUUAGUGAUCUGCUUACAAAACAAAUUUCACUGGAGACAGCACUUUGAAGGCAUGGCUCACCAGCAUCCCAUCUGAAUCGUUGGAAUCAAAUGCACAUAUGUAGAUAUUGUGACAAGUACAGAUUUUUAAAAGUGUAGAAUAACUAGUUUGUAAUUGGGAAAACAACAAGGGAAUUAGGAGACUUGUGACUCGUUAGGUAAAUGAGUUGGUACUUAGGUAGCGGUAGCUGCAGUUUUGGUUGGUGUGUUGUAAUAUUCAGACACUAAUCUGUGUGCAGAUUUCAUUUCCACUCUAAUAUAUAAGCUCUCUUUCUUGAUC